AUGGUGGACUCACGCGGUAGACCCUUACCGAGACAGUUGCUACGCGUACAGAGAUCGCAACCGGAAGAAGGAGUGCUUCGUACAGAGCUGAGAUUUGUCGUAUAUCAACAGAAGAAUGAAUUGGAUGAGAACAAUUCUGAGGUGAUUUUAACACUGCGAAUUCUGUUAUUUAUGGAGCGACUUGAAUUGCAGUCACGAGUCGUGAUUCAAGCGCUUGAAGCACUUCUCAAAAAAUUCUCAGAACUAAACGAUGACCCAAGCAAGAACAGGAGUGCUUUCAUGAUGAAGGACACUAAAGUGGACGAUUGGAGCACACUAGCCGAGAAGCGCCUUAAGUCGCUGAGUGCACGACUGAGCACGUUGGAGCAUAGCGCAUCGCAGAUUGCACCCGAAAUUGCAAACUUCCAAGCACAACUGCAAUCGUUACUCGAAGAAUUUGAUGAACGAAAGAGAGCUGGUCAAAGUCCAUCGCUGGCUAUCGAUAAAAACUUCAGAGAGAGGCUGUUGAAAUUGAGGGAUUCAGUGGCAAGAACCGCAAUUUAUGCAUCUAAUAGAGAGGUGGUCUGCUCAUGA
Molecule: messenger RNA, 573 nt
Organism: Anisakis simplex (herring worm)
Lineage: Eukaryota; Metazoa; Nematoda; Chromadorea; Rhabditida; Anisakidae
Source: the annotation of a GenBank genome assembly